UGUGUGUGCUUGUUACCUUAUUCUUAGAAGUACUUACCAUUUAGUACUGAACUGUGUCAACAUGCGGUUGGGGACCUUCCCCCGGUGCCAGUGUUGUUGUGAAAACAAAGGGGGAUCCUUGAGACGUGAGAGCUGCUCUCUCCUCCAAAGUGCAUCCUGGGAGCUGCUGUGAGAGCCCCAGAGGUGGCUGAAUUUACGUCUCUCCCUCCUCCUCGUCUUCCCCGCAGGCAGCACCAUGACCUCAGAGGCACCGGCUGGAUCGUCUCUUCUUUGGGGCGGGUUGGAAAGAGCUGUCGGGAGGCCCCCUCAGGGUCUGGUGACCUUUGAGGAGGUGGCCGUGCAUUUCACGGAGGAGGAGUGGGCCCUGCUGGAUUCCGGCCAAAGAGCUCUGCACAGGGAAGUCACGGAGGAGAUUUGUGACAUGAUGGCCUCUCUUGAGCCAGACCUCCGUUCCUGGUGGCAAGGAGAAGAUCUGCUGAUCCAGGAUCCCAAAGAAGAGGCGACAUCAGCAGCAGAUGACAGGCAGAGGAAUGAGAAUUAUAAGGAGCGAGAGAUGUCAUUGGUAGUAGCCAAGCGUAAAGCACCAGAAGAGUUGUUUGGAAAUCAUGGGGGACCAAAAGAGUCUGAAAGAAACCAGUCAAAGAAUGAGAGAAAGAAAUCCUCUACUUCUCAGAUUUUGCAUGAAACAACUUACACAGGGGAGAAACCAUUUAAAUGCAUGGAGUGUGGAAAGAGCUUUAGUCAGAGCAGUCAUCUUACUUUACAUCAGAGAACCCACACAGGGGAGAAACCAUUUAAAUGCAUGGAGUGUGGGAAGAGCUUUAGUCAGAGCAGUCAUCUUACUUUACAUCAGAGAACCCACACAGGGGAGAAACCUUUUAAAUGCAUGGAGUGUGGAAAGAGCUUCAGAGAUAACGGAACCCUUACUAAACAUCAACAAACACACACAGGGGAGAAACCAUUUAAAUGCAUGGAGUGUGGAAAGAGCUUCAGUCAGAGCAGUCAUCUUACUUUACAUCACAGAACACACACAGGGGAGAAACCAUUUAAAUGCCUGGAGUGUGGAAAGAGCUUCAGUCAGAAUAAUCACCUUGCUUAUCAUCAAAGAAUCCAUGCAGGAGAGAAACCAUUUGAAUGCAUGGAGUGUGGAAAGAGCUUCAGAGAUAGUGGAACCCUUACUAAACAUAAACAUACACACACAGGGGAAAAGCCAUUUAAAUGCAUGGAGUGUGGAAUGUGCUUCAGCGUGAGUGCUAACCUUAUUAUACAUCGAAGAAUCCACACGGGGGAGAAACCAUUUGAAUGUAUGGAGUGUGGAAAGAGCUUCAGAGAUAAUGGAACCCUUACUAAACAUAAACAAAUGCACACAGGGGAGAAACCAUUUAAAUGCAUAGUGUGUGGGAAGAGCUUCAGUAAUAGGAGUAGACUGACUUUACAUGAAAGAACCCACACAGGGGAGAAACCAUUUAAAUGCAUGGAGUGCGGAAUGUGCUUCAGCGUUAGCACUAACCUUAUUUUACAUCAUAGAAUCCACACAGGGGAGAAACCAUUUAAAUGUAUAGAGUGUGGAAAGAGCUUCAGUCAUAGAAGUAGACUUACUUUACAUCAAAGAAAUCAUACAGGGGAGAAACCAUUUAAGUGCUUGGAGUGUGGAAAGAGCUUCAUUCAGAGCAUUAACCUUAGAUCCCAUCAAAGAAUCCAUACUGGAGAGAAACCGUUUAAAUGCAUGGAGUGUGGAAAGAGCUUCAGAGAUAACGGAAACCUUACAAAACAUAAACAAACGCACAGCGGAGAGAAACCUUUUAAAUGCACGGAGUGUGGUAAGAGCUUCACUCAGAGCCAUAACCUUACAUCCCAUCAAAGAAUACACACAGGGGAAAAGCCAUUUAAAUGCAUGAAAUGUGGAAAGAGCUUUCAUGUGAGUCAUAACCUUACAAUCCAUCAAAGGACACACAUGGGGAGAAAUCAUUUAAAUGCACAGAGUCUGGAAAGAACUUCAGUGUGAGCUUUAUUCUUUAAACUAGAGGACUGGUGCAGUUUAGGUGGGCCGAUAUUCUAUUUAGCAGUGUUAAGUUUGUAGUUAAUUCUAAUCUUCUGGGCUAUGAAAAUGAAACACGUAUACAGCUUGGAACCAGAAUACCUAAAAGAUCAUGUCACUCAUCCAGUUCUGGAUGGUGGCUUUGUCCUUUGGCUACUCUUGCAUCUGUUGGCACAAAUGUAUUUAUCCUGAUAACGACGCAAACUGAACCAGUGGGCUGGAAGCUGGUGAUUACUUUUCCCCUUUAACUAACUGCGAAGAGUGCUGUAGGGUGGUUGUUUUUAAAAAAAUUUGUAGGUUGUAGGGUUUUUUAAAAGGUUUUUAAAAAGUUUUUUUCAUCUAAGGGAAAUAAUAGGAAGGCUGAUCCUCCUGUAAUUCACAGCGCUUCUGCCAAAAACAUGCAGGCCAGCCUCCCCCCCCCUCCAUCUGGUGCAGCUGGACAUGAUGGAGAUACUAAUCUUAUGUCACUUCUUCAACAGAUGGCUAGCCAGUUUAAUGCUGCUAAAGCCUAAUUAGUCUCUCAAUCUGCUUCAAAACUGUUGCUAAAAUUGCUAUUCAUCUUGGAGAAGCAGAGAGCCAAAUUUCUGCCCUGGAAGACAUUACUACAACUUGUGAUAGAGUGAUGGUGGCACUACAAAAGUCUUCAACUGAGUUGAUGGCUAAGGUGGUAAUAAUAUUAAUAACUUGUUAUUAUUUGUUAUCUGCCUCUCACCCGGAAUUCGGGCCCUGAGGCGGAUUAUGUAGAUUUAAAAAUAGAAAACAUACAUAAAACCAUACAGAGAUCUAAAAAUACAAAAACACACAAAAAUGUACAUAAACAAAUCCUUAAAAACGUGUAAUAGCAUGAAGAGUUGAAAUUUAACCAAAUGCUUGCAUAAAAAGAUGGCUCUUCAGCAGCAGUCUAAAAACGAGAAGAGGGGGCUGAUCUAACCUCAUGGGAGGACAUUCCAUAGUCUAGGGGCCAUGACAGAGAAGGCUCUGUUGCGAGUAUUUGCCAAUUGGCUUCAGAUACAGCAGGCACUUGCAACAGGCCCCUCUUCCCUGCUCUCGUGUGAUAGGCAUGACUAAUGCGGUGAAGACAAAUAGCUAGGUGCCAAACCAUUUAGGGCUUUAAAUGUCAAAGCCAGCAUCUUGAAUUGUACUUAGAAGCAAACCUGGAGCCAAUGUAGCUCUUUUAGCACAGGUGUAAGGUGCUCAAAGCGGCUCUUUUUAAUUAACUUCCUAGCAGCCGUAUUUUGAACCAGCUGAAGCUUCCAAGUAGUCUUCAAAGGCAGCCCCACAUAGAGAGCAUUACAGUAAUCCAAAUGCGAGGUGACCAGGGCAUGGGUGAGAGUGGUCAGAUCCGAGUAUCCCAGAUAGGGCCACAGCUGAUGCAACAGCUGCAGCUGAGUAAAAUUCCCCUCGGCCACUACCUGAUUUCUAGCAGGAAAGCUGGGUAAAUGUACUUGAAAGUUAUAAUUAGAGACAUAAUCUAAUCUAACCAGAAAGAUUGUCUUACCCCUUAAAUACCUAGUCGAUCACUAUAUUCUGCCAGUGAAGGCCUCCUGUAGAUACCAUCUUCUCAAGUGGUCCAUUAUACACAACAUAUAGGGAGACCUUUAGUGUUGUGGCACCAACAGUUCCCCUGAAAUAUUAAACAGGCGCCAUCUCUGUUGUCUUUUUGGUUUCUACUGAAGACCUUCCUAUUUCAACAAGCCUUUUAAGGAGAGACCUUAUUCUAGUCUGCAUCUGAGAUGGAAUUAUUUUUAAAAAUGUUUAAUGUUUUAAAAUAUGUUUUAAGAUAUUUUAGAGUGAUUUUAGUGUUUUUGUUUGCUGCCCUGGGCUCCUGGGAGGAAAG
Rhineura floridana is the source of this 3875-nucleotide messenger RNA. Its product is annotated as gastrula zinc finger protein XlCGF26.1-like. The coding region runs from base 236 to 2005 and encodes 589 amino acids. Gene Ontology annotation, molecular function: RNA polymerase II cis-regulatory region sequence-specific DNA binding; DNA-binding transcription factor activity, RNA polymerase II-specific. Lineage: Eukaryota; Metazoa; Chordata; Lepidosauria; Squamata; Rhineuridae. The record is from RefSeq and is a predicted model, not a curated record. The transcript has 5 exons. Gene Ontology annotation, cellular component: nucleus. Gene Ontology annotation, biological process: central nervous system development; regulation of transcription by RNA polymerase II.